AUGGAUAUUUUUCGCCUGGAGAUUAAUUUUGAGAUGUUUGAUUACCAGGAGCUCCUCCACAACUCCACCUUCUGUUUGGUGCCUCGAGGUCGACGCCUGGGCUCCUUCCGCUUCCUGGAGUCACUACAGGCGGCGUGUAUCCCCGUGUUGCUGAGUAACGGUUGGGAGCUGCCGUUUUCAGACAUCAUACAGUGGAACCAGGCCGUUAUCGAGGGAGACGAGAGAUUACUGCUGCAGGUGCCCUCCACAGUGAGAGCGGUUGGGAACGAGCGAGUCCUGGCCCUCCGGCAGAGGACGCAGAUGCUGUGGGAAGCUUACUUCUCCUCCGUGGACAAGAUCGUCCUCACCACGCUGGAGAUCAUUAAGGACCGCGUGUUCUCUCACAUAUCGAGGAAUAAGUACAUGUGGAACUCGCUGCCGGGGGGUCUGCUCGUCCUGCCGGAGUACUCCACUCACCUCGCACACUUCCCUUUCUACUACCUGGGAUUAGGGAUCAGUCCAGGUCAGGAGUUCACUGCUGUCAUACAUGCCGUCUCCCCAUUGGUCUCCCAGUCUCAGCCAAUCAUGAAGCUGCUUCAGGUGGUCUCCAAGUCAAAGUACUGCUCGCAGAUCAUCAUUCUCUGGAACAGCGAGAAGCCGCCUCCGAGUCGGAGCAAAUGGCCUCCCAUGCCGGUCCCUCUCACUGUGACAGACGGCAGGAGGAAGACCACCAGUCGGUUCCUACCUCACGUUGCCAUAGAGACAGAGGCAGUGCUGAGUCUGGACGAGGAUACGGUCCUGCUGACCAGCGAGGUGAACUUUGCCUUCUUGGUGUGGCGGAGUUUCCCCGAGCGGAUCGUGGGCUACCCUCCCAGGAGCCACUUCUGGGACCCCCUGAAGCACGCCUGGGGCUACACCUCUAAGUGGACCAACGACUACUCCAUCGUUCUGACCGGAGCCGCCUUCUACCACAGAUACUACCACCACCUGUUCUCCCACUACCUGCCCCAGUCUCUGCGGACUCUGGUGGAUCGCACGUCCAACUGUGAGGACAUCCUGAUGAACUUCCUGGUCUCUGCUGUAACUCACCUGCCACCGAUCAAAGUGGCUCAAAGGAAGCAGUACAAAGAGCUGCCAAGUCCACAGGGUGCGAAGAGCGUCCCCUGGGCCAAUCCCGAGCACUUCAACCAGCGGCAGGAGUGCGUCAACACCUUCGCCAACUGGUUUGGCUACAUGCCCCUGGUUCACUCUCAGUUUCGCUUGGACCCCGUGCUCUUCAAAGAUCAAGUGUCUGUCCUUCGCAAGAAAUACAAAGACCUGGAGAGGGCGUGAAAGUGACAAAGAGAAUGGGGGAACAUGGGAGGUCUGGGCUAGUGGCCUUUCGGACAGACAAUUGGACCGAUCGCUGGUG
This is a messenger RNA of Paralichthys olivaceus (Japanese flounder), 1390 nucleotides long. The record is from RefSeq and is a predicted model, not a curated record. Lineage: Eukaryota; Metazoa; Chordata; Actinopteri; Pleuronectiformes; Paralichthyidae.